AUGGCCUCCGACAACUCUGAGUGGACGCCUGAGACUGUGCUCUCCACGCUCCCCCACCGACCAGAGGAGAACUCUACGUCACCCGUCCCCUUCUUCCACUUGAUCGAGCGCCUUAAGACCACCAAGCGCGAGGGCUGGCGCCGCUUCGGUAUCAAUGGCGAGUCCAUCUCAGACCAUAUGUAUCGCAUGUCGAUCAUGACGAUGAUGGCCCCGCCGUCCCUGGCAACCAAGAUCAACAUCCCGCACUGCACAAAGAUGGCCUUGAUCCACGACAUGGCCGAGGCGCUUGUUGGUGAUAUCACUCCAGUCGACUACCACAUCACCAAGGCCGAGAAGGCUCGUCGCGAGGCCUCCGUUAUGGACUACAUCACCACGACCCUCCUUGGCAAGGUCCCCGGAGGCAUUUUGUCGGGCGAGGAAAUCAAGAAAGUGUUUGAGGAAUACGAGAAGGACGAGACUCUCGAGGCCCACUUCGUGCACGAUAUCGACAAGAUGGAGCUGCUGUUGCAGAUGGUUGAGUACGAGCGCUCGAAUGAGGUUGAUCUCACCGAGUUCACUCACGUCGCCUCGCGCAUUCGGCUGCCAGAGAUUCAGGCCUGGGCUGCGGAGGUCAUUCAGGAGAGAUUGAAGAAGGCGUAA
Molecule: messenger RNA, 639 nt
Organism: Penicillium griseofulvum
Lineage: Eukaryota; Fungi; Ascomycota; Eurotiomycetes; Eurotiales; Aspergillaceae
Product: HD domain-containing protein
Exons: 2
Coding region: 1-639 (212 amino acids)
Cellular component (GO): cytoplasm
Molecular function (GO): 5'-deoxynucleotidase activity
Source: RefSeq, a predicted model, not a curated record